This is a messenger RNA of Linepithema humile (Argentine ant), 714 nucleotides long. NCBI's taxonomy places the organism in Eukaryota, Metazoa, Arthropoda, Insecta, Hymenoptera, Formicidae. The record is from RefSeq and is a predicted model, not a curated record.
AUGCCCGAAACGGCAAGAAUCUGCAGGAUCCUCGCUAGGAACCCGGAUGCAUCUCUGGAAGCCAUCGCACUCCCUGAUGGGACGGUGGUGACUGGAGAGCGAUGUCUGGAGCAUCUACUGGAAGUGAGCUUUCCGGGCUUCCAUAGGGAGCCGGGAAAGUUAUUUGCAUAUAAGGAGCCGGGCUCACUCAGAAGAGCCCGACAAGCGGACUGGCGAAUGGCGGCCAAGAUUGUCAUGCCCGAGAAGGUCAAGUGGGCAAUCAACACCUUUAAGCCCUACAAGUCAGCGGGACCGGAUGGCGUCUUUCCGGCUCUUCUACAAGAGGGACUGAAACAGAUUGUGGGCCCACUGACUCGAACCUUAAGGGCUUGUAUCGCGAUGGACUACACACCCAGCGCAUGGAAACUGGCCAGGGUAGUUUUCAUCCCGAAGGCGGAAAAAACGAGCUACACCAAAGCAAAGGAUUUCAGGCCAAUUAGCCUAACAUCGUUUCUCCUUAAGACAUUGGAGAAGCUGGUAGACGCGCAUCUGAGGAAGACAACUCUGUGGAGGCACCUUCUCCACAAAAAUCAGCACGCGUAUCGUUCGUGCUAUUCCACCGAGACUGCCCUACAUCAGACGGUAGCGUUUAUUGAGGAGCAGCUGGAAAGGAAGGGCUACGCAGUAGGUGCUUUCUUGGACAUAGAGGGCGCCUUUAACAACCGCACGAGGUAG